AGCUGAUAGGUGUAGGCUGGUUUGAAGAUGUUCGACAAAAUGAUACUGGGAAUUUUGCUGAUCGCCAUACAGGCUGUUUUAACAACGGCAGUGACUGGUGAUAACUAUGUAAUAGAUGCCAGUGUCGGAUUUGGAAGAACGUUCAAUGGAAUCGGUGCCAUUAGUGGUGGAGGGGCAACAUCGAAGUUAUUAGUGAAUUACCCAAAACAACAACAGUCAGAAAUAUUAGAUUAUCUUUUCAAACCCAACUUUGGAGCAUCUCUGCACAUAUUUAAAGUGGAAAUCGGAGGCGAUAUCCAGAGUACAGAGGGAACCGAAGCUUCUCACAGCCACUAUGGCUGGGAUUUAGAUUACACCAGAGGUUAUGAAUGGUGGAUGCUACAAGAAGCUAAAAAGAGGAAUCCUGAUAUAAAACUGUAUGGAUUACCAUGGGGAUUCCCGGGUUGGCUAAGGGACACAACUGAUCAGCCAUGGAAAGACAUUCAGACCACAGCGGAUUAUGUUGUGAGCUGGAUUCAGGGAGCUCGUUCUAAGUAUAAUUUAACCAUCGACUAUAUCGGGAUCUGGAAUGAAAGUCCGUACAAUGUCACCUAUAUUAAAACUCUUCGUAAAACUCUCAACAAAGCUGGAUUUAGCUCCACGUUGAUCAUUGCUUCUGAUCAAAAUGGUUGGAAAAUAGCAGAAGAUAUGGCAAAGGACCAAGAAUUAUCGGAUGCUAUUUAUGCUCUGGGAUCCCAUUAUCCAGACAAAAAGAGCACGCCAUUGGCGCAACAAACUGGCAAACCUUUAUGGGCUUCAGAAGACAGAGUUGACCAAUUAGCCAGGUAUUCAAUAUUACACAAUAAAAUGUUGUCCUGUUUUACCCACCUGGGUUUAAGGGCCCUGGGAUGUCGAAUGACGCUGAAUGAAAAUUACGUUACUGGUUAUAUGACAUCGACUGUCUUAUGGAAUGUUGUGGUAUCGUAUUAUUUUGGUUUACCUUGGGUAAACUCUGGUUUAAUGACAGCAAGGGAGCCAUGGUCUGGGUAUUAUGAUGUUAGAGAUUCAAUUUGGUUUACAGCUCAUACAACCCAGUUCACCAAGAUUGGUUGGAAAUAUUUAAAACAUGAUAGUGGUGCUGGAAUGUUAUCUUUUGGUGGAAGUUACGUAUCUUUAGUUAGUCCAGAUCAACAGGAUUUUACUUUAAUCAUUGAAACAAUACGGUUUAGGUCAGUAUGGUUUCAGAAAUGUUACGUUUUUGCUGAAAGGAAUGUUGGUGAGUUUACUUUUGUUACAGUUCCAUUUUUCAAUAUCAGACUCUCAAAUCUGCAUCAUAACAGAGCAAAACAGGAAUAUUUCAAACAGUUAGAAAAUAUACCUGUUGUUGAUGGUAUGGUUCAGCUUCAACUAAAGGAUUCUGAGGUGUGGACUCUCAGUACUAUAAGUACCAGUUUUAAAGGAUAUCAUCCCAAUGUUCCUGAACCACAACCGUUUCCUACAACUUACUUUGAAGAUUUUGAAGGUUACAAUAUUGGUGAAGAAGCUUAUUAUUUUUCACAACAAAUCGGUUCGUUUGAAGUAGCUUCUGAGAAUAAUAAUAAAUUUAUGAGGCAGAUUGUUAUUGAUAUGCCAGUACAUUGGUUCUGGUGCCAUAUUGAUAACUAUAACACUUCAUUAAACGUAUUUGGAGAUUAUAAUUGGAGUAAUUUUACAGCUAGUGUAUCUGUAUCGGUGACUGGUGAAAAUUCAACAGAUUGGGUGUUCCUUGCGUCUAGGGUAUCAGCUGGUGGUUGUCGUUCUCUCCUUGGUACUGGUCUGUUUUUCUACUUCAAUCCAAAACAACAACAAUAUAUGCUGACAACUGACUUGAUGAGAAAUAACAUAAUAGCAUCUGGCGGAGUAAAAAAUAUCAAAUCUGAUUGGAAUGAUUUAGAAUUAACAACAAACGGCAAUACGGUUCUUGGUUAUAUAAACUCUAAUAUUGUAUUUAACGUAAAGGUACCAAUAGAGAUUCUGAAUGGCUGGGCAGCGGUCGGGACUUUCCCUUAUGGUUAUGCUGGAUUCGACAACUUUCUAGUAAAAAAGUUAUAAAAAUAUAUACUAUUUUUUUCGU
Molecule: messenger RNA, 2092 nt
Organism: Lottia gigantea (owl limpet)
Lineage: Eukaryota; Metazoa; Mollusca; Gastropoda; Lottiidae
Exons: 18
Coding region: 28-2070 (680 amino acids)
Biological process (GO): galactosylceramide catabolic process
Cellular component (GO): lysosome
Molecular function (GO): galactosylceramidase activity
Source: RefSeq, a predicted model, not a curated record